This is a messenger RNA of Branchiostoma belcheri (Belcher's lancelet), 448 nucleotides long. Its product is annotated as angiotensin-converting enzyme-like. The record is from RefSeq and is a predicted model, not a curated record. Gene Ontology annotation, biological process: proteolysis. The annotation marks the transcript as partial. The transcript has 4 exons. Gene Ontology annotation, cellular component: plasma membrane. Gene Ontology annotation, molecular function: peptidyl-dipeptidase activity; metallopeptidase activity. NCBI's taxonomy places the organism in Eukaryota, Metazoa, Chordata, Leptocardii, Amphioxiformes, Branchiostomatidae.
AUGUGGUCCCAACAGUGGAACAACAUUUACGACCUCGUGGAACCGUUUUCCGGCAAACAGCGGAUUGACGUGACGAGCGCCAUGGUGAACAAGGGUUGGGACGCUUUGCGGAUGUUUAACGAGUCGGAGCAGUUCUUCACGUCGCUGGGUCUGAUCCCGAUGACUCCCGAGUUCUGGCGGGACUCCAUGAUAGUCCGACCGGAGGGGAGGGAGGUUGUUUGUUACGCCUCAGCAUGGGACUUCUAUAAUAGGAGAGACUUUCGGAUUAAGAUGUGCACGGAGGUGACCCAGGAUGACCUGCAGACAGUUCACCAUGAGAUGGGGCACAUCGAGUACUUCUUACAGUAUAAGGACCAACCUGUGGCGUUUCGGGAGGGCGCGAAUCCUGGUUGGGUUGUCACCGCCUGCAGGCAAACCGGGAGAGGCGAGGUCACUACCUGUUGGACCG